AUGCAUGAAAAGAUAAAACUCUGUGGUGUUAAGCUUAUGGAGUGGAGUAAGCGAUCCUUUGGUAGUGUGAGGAAACAAUUGGAGGAAAAAUCAAAACUUUUGGAGAAGGCAGAAUUUGCAGCGGCACGAGGGGCAGAUUAUGAGACAGUGAGAUUACUAAGAAUGGAGGUCAAUGAACUGCUGGACAAAGAGAGCUUAAUGUGGCAGCAAAGGGCAAGAGCUUUGCACCUUAAGUGUGAUACUACUCAAGUGGCUGACAUUAUAGUUGGGUUUUAUACAAGGCUGUUCACAUUUGAAAGACCAACCACUACCCAGGGUAUUUUGGAAGUGAUACAAUCAAUAAUUACUGAAGAGAUGAACUCCAACCUAACUAGAGAUUUUACAAAACAAGAUGUUGAUCUUGCCUUGAAGGAGAUGGCCCCACUUAAGGCUCCAGGACCCGAUGGUAUGCCCCCUCUAAAGAUGUUGGGUUUUCAUAACCGUUGGGUUGAUCUUAUGAUGGAGUGUAUUACUACUGUCUCUUACUCCAUUCUGAUUAAUGGGGAGCCUUCACAAACCAUCUACCAUAGUAGAGGAUUGCGGCAGGGGGAUCCUAUAUCUCCUUACCUAUUCCUCCUCGUUACAGAGGGUUUACAUGGACUAAUUUCUAAAGCUGCCACUUCUGGUGAUAUUAGAGGUAUAUCUAUCUGCAAGAAUGGACCUCGUUUAACCCAUUUAUUUUUUGCAGAUGAUAGCCUGCUUUUCUUUAGAGCAUCAAUCCAGGAAUGCACACACAUACAAACCCUUCUUGCUACUUAUGAAGAAGCCUCUGGGCAACAACUAAAUAGAGAGAAAACAACACUAUUUUUCAGUAAGAAUACGGACAUUAAGGUCCAAGAUUCCAUUAAAGAUUUGCUAGGGGUACCUGAGAUUAAGCAGUAUGAAAAAUACUUAGGCUUACCAUCUUUUAUGGGUAAGCGUAAGAAAGCAAGCUUGGCCUACAUUAAAGAUCGAAUUUGGUCCAAGCUCCAAGGGUGGAAAGAGAAGCUCCUCUCCCAAGCAGAGAUUGAGAUUAUGAUUAGGAAGUUUUGGUGGGGCCAGCGUGGUACUAGGAGAAGUAUUCAUUGGUUCUUUAAAUCAAAAUAUUUCCCAUAUGGGUCAAUUUUUUAUGCUAAGGACAAUAAAGGGUUUUUUGCUUGGAAGAGUAUUUUGAAGGGUAGAGAACUCAUUAAGUGUGGAUUGAAGUGGAGGAUUGGGAAUGGUUCUCAGGUGCGAAUUUUCCAUGAUGCUUGGCUACCUGGGUCUCAGCAAGGCAAAGUCCUCUCCCCUGUCUUUGAGAGCCAUGCAAAUGCCUUGGUCUAUAGCUUAAUUAACCAUGAUGAUAGGUGCUGGAAAGUGGCAGAGAUUGACAGAUUGUUCUUACCUGAUGAGGCAGCAAUCAUCAAGGCCAUCCCACUCAGUUUGUUUGAUCAAACGAACCUUCCUUUUUGGCUGUAUACCCGUAAUGGAGUUUUCUCUGUUAAGUCAGGUUACCACUGUUUGAUGGAGCUUGAGGAUACAGAGCUGAAUGGUGCAACUAAUGAUGGGAUCAUCUCACCGGUUUGGAAGGCUGUUUGGCGAAUGCAUAUCCCAGACCGUGUAAAAUCUCUUGUGUGGCGAGCUGGGAGAAAUGCUCUUCCUACACGGAUGAAUUUGGUCCGUAGACACAUUUUAAUUGAUGCGAUGUGCUCAAAAUGCAAGGUACAGCCAGAGGACACGCUACAUGCUCUUUGGUCCUACCCAAUCCUACAGGAUGUGUGGAAAGUGAGCUUUAGCAAGCUAGUGGUAGAAACGAACUACAGUUUCAGUUUUCUUGAGGUACUUGAACAUGCAUCAACAGAUAAGUCCUCACUGGAGUUGUUUGCUAUGACGAUAUCGGAAAUCUGGCAGCGUCGAAACAAGGCCCGUGUGGGAGAGCCUAUUGUAUCAGCCUGUCAGGUUGCUUCCAAGGCACAUGGUGUGCUUCAAGAAUUCCAGCAACUUCGCCCCACUCAUACUGAUGGACUAGUUGGCAUCGGUGUGAUAAUCCGAAAUGAGCAAGGACUAGUUAUGGCUGCUCUUUCACAACAAAUUCCAUCACGUGCUUCGGUGGAGAUGGUGGAAGUGUUAGUAGCUCGUCAGGCUUUGGUGUUUGCAAAGGAACUUGGGUUUGACAAGAUGGUUAUGGAGGGUGACUCUGAAAUGGUUAUUAAGGCUAUUCAUGGUGACUAUAUGGAUUGUUCUUAUAUAGGUCAUGUACUACAAGAUAUUAAGCUUUUGUUUUCUAGCUUUUCCUUUAUUUCAGUUAAGCAUAUUCAUAGGGAAGGAAACUGUGUUGCCCAUAAACUUGCUAAACGGGCUAAUAGAAAUCCUUUUCUUGUCUGGAUGGAGUCUAUUCUUCUAGAUGUUCUUGAUGUUUAUCAACUUGAUCUUUUAAGGAUGCAUUAA
Molecule: messenger RNA, 2445 nt
Organism: Quercus robur (English oak)
Lineage: Eukaryota; Viridiplantae; Streptophyta; Magnoliopsida; Fagales; Fagaceae
Exons: 6
Coding region: 1-2445 (814 amino acids)
Molecular function (GO): RNA-DNA hybrid ribonuclease activity; nucleic acid binding
Source: RefSeq, a predicted model, not a curated record